AUGGCAAAUGGGCAGACAACUGAUAGAAGAUGGUUCGUGUAUUCAAUUUCUUUGGAUAAGAUCUUCUGUUUUUGUUGCAAGUCAUUUAAGACAGAAAAAAUGGAUAAAAAUAUUGGCCACUUGGGUAAUGACGGAUACAAUGAUUGGCAUAAUAUGCAUCGGCGUCUUACACAUCACGAAGUGUCUAAAGAGCAUAUAGGUUGCAUGAUUAGUUGGAUAGAAUUGGAAAAUAGGCUUCAAACAAAACAUACAAUUGAUAAAAGCAUACAAUUGUCUAUCAACAAAGAAAGAGAGCAUUGGAGACAAGUGUUAACGAGAAUAAUUGCUAUUGUGAAAAGACUCCCUAAAAAUACUUUGACAUUUCGUGGAGAUUGUGAGCAACUUUAUGUUGAGAACAACGAACUUUUUUUGCAAAUGAUAGAAAUGGUUGCCGAGUUCGAUCCAAUAAUGGAAGAACACAUUCAAUGUGCCCAAACACGCAAGAUUCAGUAUACAUAUCUAGGCCCUAAGAUUCAAAAUGAAUUGAUACAAAAAUUGGCAGGCGAGGUGAGAAGUGCAACUGUCACAAAAGUGAAAUAUGCAAAAUAUUUUUCCAUCAUACUUGAUUGUACUCCAGAUGCGAGUAACGGAGAACAAAUGUCUCUAGUAAUACGAUGCGUGGAUGAUUCGAUAAACUCGACGAUGGUACAAGAAUAUUGGAUUGAAUUUUUCAAGGUGGAUGAUGCAUUAGGAUUUGGACUUUUCAUCGAGCUUAAAAAUGUGUUAAAGAAUCUUGAGCUUGAUAUUGAUAAUAUAAGGGACAAGGGUAUGACAAUGGAGUUAACAUGA
Olea europaea var. sylvestris is the source of this 828-nucleotide messenger RNA. RefSeq lists its product as uncharacterized. The record is from RefSeq and is a predicted model, not a curated record. The transcript has a single exon. NCBI's taxonomy places the organism in Eukaryota, Viridiplantae, Streptophyta, Magnoliopsida, Lamiales, Oleaceae. The coding region runs from base 1 to 828 and encodes 275 amino acids.